CAGAACCAGCACAAGUGCAGGGAAGCUUCAAAAAGUGACGUCAGCACAAAGAGAGCUCGUCAGGAUCAUGGCAGUUGCAAACUGUUUCACCUAUGAAGAAGCUAUCGACGAAAUCAGAGGCUGUCUUUUCAAAGUGUUCAAAAACAUUGAGAGACUGGUAAUCAAAAUGAUCAAAGUCAGCAACAAGACCUUGUGCAAGAUGGAUAUUGAAAUGAUUAGGAAAUUGGCUAAUGAUGCAUAUGGAGAAGUACAUCAAGCUUGUAACAUUGCCUCUGGUUAUGUGCAAAAGAUUCAAUCAGAGUGUGAGAAGUUAACUGAAGACAAAGGCAAAUUACAAAGAGAGUUGGCAGAUAAGAAAGGGCAACUAGACUCCUUGUGGCACCAAUUAAGCACUAUUAAAGUGGAGAAAGAAAUGAAUAAAAAACGCUUGCAGGAUGCGGAAUCAUCGCUGCGACUGGCAGAGGCAGCAUUACAAAAAGCGGAGGAACAUGAAAAAUCAAUGGAAAUUGGCCGGAAUGUUGGCAUUAGGCUUUUAUUUAUUCCCUUUGUAGGCCCAAUAUUAGGAGCUGCAACAGUCGUUGGUUGUGAAAUUAGUAGACAACAAGAUUUGGAGACUCAGUUGUUGGCCCUUUGUGACAUGUGUUCACAGCAGGGGAAUGUUUUAAGAUGUAUAUCAGAUUUGAAUGCUUGUUUUCACAACAUUGACAUGAAACUGGACGAAAUUACCCUGAAUCAAAAAAAGAUACAAGCUUUGGAUGAUGAACUAAAGACUCAGCAAGAGUUGCUCAAGAAACUCUUUGAAACAGAUAGUGAGCUGAAAACAGGCAUAACUGUUCUGAAUGAGCUGGCUGGUAAAGUGGAAAUGCUAAAGACUCGCAGUGAGAAAUUCUUGCAUCUGGAUGUACUGAUCAUUGUUGUGGGUGAUAUAGUUUUACACGCUUCACAUCUGCCUAACAGGCAAGGUGGAAAAGUGCUGUGUCCAAAAAUGAAUAUUGGAAAGUUGAGAAGUCUACUAAGUAAUAUGAAAAAAAUUGAUUGCUGUAAUGCCAAUCUGAGUGAAUGAUGUUAAUGACAAGGAACAAAGUUGCUGUUGCAGUGUUGUUCUGUGCCUAGUGAGGCCCUUCACUUUUAUGAUAUGACACUGGUGUGAUAGGAUGAGUGCAGAAUCCACUGUGCUAACUCUAUGGCACUUAUUUCUUUCUUCCACUUUUCUUUUGACCACAGUGAAGUAUAUUUUCCAAGGGAUAGAUAGGAAUGCUUAAGCUAAUGUCAGCCUAAAAGUAGUACCUGGAGAAGUUUAGUUUGGGCAUGCUAAGUGUUUGUACCUGAACUUUGACAUUUGGACAAUAUGCCCCCCUGAGUUAUCUCCUCAAUCUCUAUUCAUUUCCUUUCGCUCUUGGGCUGGAUUUUCUGCUUUUCAGAAUCACAGAAUCACACAGUGCAGAAGAGGCCCUUCGGCCUAUUGAGUCUGCACCGACACAUGAGAAACACCUGACUUACCUACCUAAUCCCAUUUAC
Carcharodon carcharias (great white shark) is the source of this 1518-nucleotide messenger RNA. RefSeq lists its product as uncharacterized. Bases 68 to 1063 code for a protein of 331 amino acids. The record is from RefSeq and is a predicted model, not a curated record. NCBI's taxonomy places the organism in Eukaryota, Metazoa, Chordata, Chondrichthyes, Lamniformes, Lamnidae. The transcript is spliced from 3 exons.